Messenger RNA from Marmota flaviventris (yellow-bellied marmot), 4028 nucleotides. RefSeq names its product kinesin family member 11 (gene Kif11). Gene Ontology annotation, biological process: microtubule-based movement; mitotic spindle assembly; spindle elongation. NCBI's taxonomy places the organism in Eukaryota, Metazoa, Chordata, Mammalia, Rodentia, Sciuridae. Gene Ontology annotation, cellular component: nucleus; spindle microtubule; mitotic spindle. Gene Ontology annotation, molecular function: plus-end-directed microtubule motor activity; ATP binding; microtubule binding. The record is from RefSeq and is a predicted model, not a curated record.
UCCGGCUAGAGCGGGACAGGUCACCCACCGCCAGUCAGAGUCCUGGGUGGAGAUCCGGGACGGCUAGCUGCGUGCGUCGGUCCUCCUGUCCGCGGCGGCACCCGGCGGAGGAGGCAAGCACGCGGGCCCGCAUAGGUCGCCGAACCUCUUCAAGCCCCACAGCGCCCUAGUCCGCCGCCAGGCCUUGAUUUUUUUGGCGGGGACAGUCAUGGCGUCCCAGAUAAAUUCCUCCGCGAAGAAGAAAGAGGAGAAAGGGAGGAACAUCCAGGUGGUGGUGAGAUGCAGACCAUUUAAUUUGGCAGAGCGGAAAGUUAACGCCCAUUCAGUAGUGGAGUGUGAUCACGUUCGAAAAGAAGUUAGUGUACGAACUGGAGGAUUGGCUGAUAAGAGUUCAAGGAAGACAUAUACUUUUGACAUGGUUUUUGGAGCAUCUACUAAACAAAUCGAUGUUUACCGCAGUGUUGUUUGUCCAAUUCUGGAUGAAGUUAUUAUGGGCUAUAAUUGUACUAUCUUUGCGUAUGGCCAAACUGGUACUGGAAAAACUUUUACUAUGGAAGGUGAAAGGUCACCUAAUGAAACAUAUACCUGGGAGGAGGAUCCUUUGGCUGGUAUAAUUCCUCGAACCCUUCAUCAAAUUUUUGAGAAACUUACUGAUAAUGGUACUGAAUUUUCAGUCAAAGUGUCUCUGUUGGAAAUCUAUAAUGAAGAACUUUUUGAUCUUCUUAAUCCAUCUUCUGAUGUUUCUGAGAGACUACAGAUGUUUGAUGAUCCCCGCAACAAGAGGGGAGUGAUAAUCAAAGGUUUAGAAGAAAUUACUGUACAUAACAAGGAUGAAGUCUAUCAAAUUUUAGAGAAGGGGGCAGCAAAAAGAACAACUGCAGCAACUUUGAUGAAUGCAUACUCUAGUCGUUCCCACUCAGUUUUCUCUGUUACAAUACAUAUGAAAGAAACUACAAUUGACGGAGAAGAACUUGUUAAAAUUGGAAAGUUGAACUUGGUUGAUCUUGCAGGAAGUGAAAACAUUGGUCGUUCAGGAGCAGUUGACAAGAGAGCUCGGGAAGCUGGAAAUAUCAAUCAAUCUCUGUUGACUUUGGGAAGAGUUAUUACUGCUCUUGUAGAAAGAACACCUCAUGUUCCUUAUCGAGAAUCUAAACUAACUAGAAUCCUCCAAGAUUCUCUAGGGGGCCGAACAAGAACAUCUAUCAUUGCAACAAUUUCUCCUGCAUCUCUCAAUCUUGAGGAAACUCUGAGUACACUGGAAUAUGCCCAUAGAGCAAAAAACAUAUUGAAUAAGCCUGAAGUUAAUCAGAAACUCACCAAAAAAGCUCUUAUUAAGGAAUAUACAGAAGAGAUAGAGCGUCUGAAACGAGAUCUUGCUGCAGCUCGUGAGAAAAAUGGAGUGUACAUUUCUGAAGAAAAUUUUAGAGCCAUGAAUGGAAAAUUAACUGUUCAAGAAGAACAGAUUGUAGAAUUGAUUGAAAAAAUUGGUGCUGUUGAGGAGGAACUAAAUAGGGUUACAGAGUUAUUUAUGGAUAAUAAAAAUGAACUUGACCAAUGUAAAUCUGACCUGCAAAAUAAGACACAGGAACUUGAAACCACUCAAAAACAUUUGCAAGAAACUAAAUUACAACUUGUUAAAGAAGAAUAUAUCUCAUCAGCUUUGGAAAGUACUGAAGAGAAACUUCAUGAUACUGCCAGCAAGUUGCUCAACACAGUUAAAGAAACAACAACAGAUGUAUCUGGUCUCCAUUCCAAACUGGAUCGUAAGAAGGCAAUUGACCAACAUAAUGCAGAAGCUCAGGAUAUUUUUGGCAAAAACUUGAAUAGUCUAUUUAAUGAUAUGGAGGAAUUAAUUAAGGAUGGCAGCUCAAAACAAAAGGCCAUGCUAGAAGUUCACAAGACUUUGUUUGGAAAUCUGAUGUCUUCUAGUGUCUCUGCAUUAGACACUAUUACUACAGUAGCACUUGGAUCUCUCACAUCUGUUCCAGAAAAUGUGUCGACUCAUAUUUCUCAAAUUUCUAAUAUGAUAUUAGAAGAACAAUCAUUAGCAGCAGAAACUAAAACUGUACUACAGAAAUUUAUUAAUGAAUUUUCAACUGGCCUUCUAAGUUCACUGGAGAUAAUUUUAAAACCUGCUGUGGUGCAUAUAUUGGAGAUCAAUAGUCAACUGAAGCAUAGUUUCAAGACUUCAUUGACAGUGGCUGAUAAGAUAGAAGAUCAGAAAAAAGAAAUGGAUGGCUUUCUCAGUACAUUGUGUAACAAUCUACAUGAACUACAAGAAAAUACAAUUUCCUCCUUGGUUGAAUCACAGACACUUUGUGAAAACUUAAGUGAAGACCUGAAUACCAUAAAACAAACCCAUUCACAGGAGCUUUGCCAGUUAAUCAAUCUUUGGGCAGAGAGAUUCUGUGCUUUGGAGGAAAAGUGUAAAAACAUCCAGAAACCACUCAAGAAUGUCCAAGAAAAUACAGAGCAGAAAUCUAAGGAUAUAAUCAACAAAACAACUUUUCACAGUAAAAAAUUUGGUACUGAUUCUGAUGGCUUGUCUCAAGAACUCAGACAUUUUAACCAAAAAGGUAGAAAAUUGGUUGAAGAGUCUGUGAAACACUGUGAUACACUCAGUAGUAACCUGGAAAAAAUAUUUCAAGAGACUGAACAGAGAUGCAAGUCUCUGACCACAAGCACAGCUUGUUUUUCUGAACAGUGGGUAUCUUGCUUAAAUAAAAGGGAAGAGGAACUCCAGAACAUGUUGGAGGUUGUAAACCAAUGUUGUGAGACUUCAAGUUCAGAGAUCACUGAAAAAUUAAGUGGACAUAAAGAAGCUAAUGAGAACCAACAUAAUAUUUUUCUUGGUCAGAUAACUACUGAUGAAAAGCAGUUGAUAGUACAAAGUCUAGAGCUUAAUGAAAGUAUAAAAAUUGGCUUAUCUAAGCUUAAUUGCUUUCUGCAACAGGAUCUGAAACUGGAUAUCCCGACAGGCACAACACCACAGAGAAAGAAUUAUUCAUACCCAUCAACAUUAGUAAGAACCAAACCACGUGAACAGCUCCUUGAUCAGCUGAAAAAGAAUCAGCCUGAGCUGUUAAUGAUGAUGAGUUCAGAAAACAAUACAGAAGAAAAUAAUCAGGACAUGGAUGAAGAAAAGGCAGUUCUGGUGCAAUACAUUGAAGAACCUCUAAAUCAAGAGUCAUCUGUAGAUACCAGUGUGGAUUGUUCUUCAAGUGGUGGGGUUCCGUUUUUCCAGCAUAAAAAAUCACAUGGAAAAGACAAAGAAAACAAAGGCUUUAACCCAGUGGAGAGGUCUAAAGUGGAAGAAUCUACAGAGAACUCUGUUACAAAGAGCAGAUUACCAUUACGAGCCCAGAUAAAUAUUUAGUUAAUUUGAGAGUUGAUAUUAUUUUUAAGAAAAAUCAAAAAUAAAACCUGAAACCCUAGUACUUGAGCCUUGUGUACAGAUUAAAAAGGAGUAGAAUAUGUCAAGACAGUACAGUAAAUGUAGUUGAAUUUUAAUCAAUUGUUUGGUCAUCCCUAUAAUUUCUAUAUAUUAAGUUGGAUUUCAUUUGGGAUUUUUAUUGAGUAAGUAUGUUUCUUGCUUUUCAUAUAAAGUAGCCUUUCUACAACAAAUGAAAAGUAUUUUUCUUGUAUAUUAUUAAAUAUAAAACGUAUGUGAAUUGUGUUGUUUUAGGCUUGAACUUACAUAGAUAAAUAUUUCCAACACUUGGCCUUGGAAAAGACCAACUCAUUUAUUUUCUUGAUGAGACUUAUCUAUAUUUUCUUGCCUCUUCCAUAAACUCUGUUGCCUUCUCCUCAGCUUACUUUCUCCCUUUUAAUUUGUCACCAAACCAUAUGUUGAACUACAAAGUUUCCUUUUUUAUUAUGAGAAAACCAGAAUUUUACCCAGAAAUCUUAAACUAUUUUUCAGUGAUUAUGUCUAAAAUUACUGUUACUGAUAAACAUACCCCUGAGAGUAUCCCUUCCUUCAGGGAUAAUUUAAAAAAUGUAUGUAUAUAUAUAUUUAGUUUUAGGUG